Messenger RNA from Crotalus tigris (Tiger rattlesnake), 4985 nucleotides. RefSeq names its product protein tyrosine phosphatase receptor type O (gene PTPRO). Gene Ontology annotation, cellular component: glutamatergic synapse; GABA-ergic synapse; plasma membrane. NCBI's taxonomy places the organism in Eukaryota, Metazoa, Chordata, Lepidosauria, Squamata, Viperidae. Gene Ontology annotation, molecular function: protein tyrosine phosphatase activity; cadherin binding; Wnt-protein binding. The transcript has 27 exons. Bases 16 to 3603 code for a protein of 1195 amino acids. The record is from RefSeq and is a predicted model, not a curated record. Gene Ontology annotation, biological process: peptidyl-tyrosine dephosphorylation involved in inactivation of protein kinase activity; negative regulation of canonical Wnt signaling pathway; axon guidance.
CACAGUGAGUGAAAAAUGAAUGUGGCACCUCUCCAAGUGGUUGUGCAAGAUGACAACUGCAUAGUUAUUUCCCUGGAAGCAGCUGACGUGAUGAGCUCAUCCUCGGUGUAUGUUGUGAAGAUCACUGGUGAAUCCAAGAACUAUUUUUUCCAGUUUGAUGAAUUCAACAGCACUUUACCUGCUCCUGUGGUUUUUAAUGCCACCUACCAUGGUCUUUAUUACAUAGUGACCCUGAUGGUGGUGAAUGCAAAUGUUAUUUCCAAGCCGGCUAGAUCACUAACUGUGUUAACUAAACCUCUACCUGUAACCAGCGUUUCCAUCUACGAUUAUAAACCAUCACCUGAAACAGAAGUAUUGUUUGAAAUCCAAUAUCCAGAGAAGUAUAAUGUUUUCACUCGGGUGAAUAUAAGUUACUGGGAAGGAAGAGAGUAUCGGACCAUGUUAUAUAAAGAUUUCUUUAAAGGCAAAACGGUUUUCAAUCACUGGCUGCCUGGAAUAUGUUACAGCAAUAUCACAUUUCAGCUGGUAUCGGAAGCAACAUUCAAUAAAACCACGCUGGUGGAAUACAGUGGGGUUGAGCAUGAACCUAAGCAGCAUCGGACAGUUCCCUAUCCACCGCGAAACAUUUCUGUACAAAUUGUACGCAAGAAUAGCCGUGAGAACUGGGAAGAAGAGCACAGUGGGAAUUCCCCAGAACAAAUCUUCUUGGAGACACAAAAUGCUAUGGGGCAGGAAAAAGUUACUCCAGUGUUGGAUGAGUUGUCUGAGCUCCCAACAGUGAAUGCUUCCUAUAUUUGGCCUGAUUAUCAUGCCAACAGCAGUGAUUAUGAAAGCACAUCUCAGCCAGAUUGGUGGACUAAUGAAUCCGAGGAUGAGAAUGAGUUUGUUAACGCAGUUCCAAGGGAUUAUGAGAACCUCAUCCCAACUGUAGAACUUGAAAAACCUACUUUAGGACCUCCAUCGUUCCUUCCAGUGCAAAUGAUAUUGAGCUGGUUACCUCCAAAGCCACCCACAGCAUUUGAUGGCUUUCAUAUUCGUAUUAAGAGAGAAGAGAAUGUCACAGAAUUCCUGACAGUUCCAGAAGACAUUCACGAAUUUGUCACUGAUCUGAAAGAACCAGGAAAAUAUACAUUGUUGGUUACAACAUUUAGCUCCUCUGGAUCAUGUGAAGCACGGGAAAGCCAAUCUACCCAAACCCUUUGCUUUUAUAUUAGUCCUACAGGAGAAUUGAUAGAAGGGCUGACAGAAAAGCCUCAGGAUGUUGUGGUGACGGUGCUGAGUUCCACCACAGCCUCUCUGUCUUGGACAACUUCUCAGGAGACUGCUGGGAGCAAUAAUACCAUUGUGUCAAUUGUUUCCUUGACCUGUCAGAAGCAGAAGGAGAGCCAAAGGCUGGAGAAACAUUAUUGCACAGAGGUGAAUACAAGCAGCAGUUUUAUAGAAAACCUUGUUCCUGGGGCUCAGUACCAAGUUGUAAUUUACUUACAGAAAGGACCACUAGUUGGGCCUCCUUCUGAUCCUGUUACAUUUGCUAUUGUGCCAACUGGGAUUAAAGAUUUAACCCUUUAUCCUCUGGGACCCACAGCUGUGGUCCUCAGCUGGAACAGGCCUUACCUUGGUGUCUUUCGGAAAUAUAUCGUGGAGAUGUUUUAUUUCAACCCAUCAACAAUGACUUCUGAGUGGACAACACACUAUGAAAUAGCAGCAACCGUCUCACUCACUUCUUCAGUGAAAAUAGACAACCUGCUGCCCGCCUGGUACUAUAACUUCCGAGUUACCAUGGUGACGUGGGGAGAACCUGAGCUUAGCUGUUGUGAUACUUCCACCAUUGGUUUCAUAACAGCUCCUGUGUCCCCUAAAAUCACUUCAGUUGAAUAUUUCAACAGCCUUCUCUAUGUCAGCUGGAUCUACGGUGAUGACAACACGGACCUUUCCCAUUCUAGAAUGUUGCACUGGAUGGUUAUUGCCGAAGGAAAGAAAAAGAUAAAAAAGAGUGUGACCCGGAAUGUUAUGACUACAAUGCUCAGCCUUCCUGCAGGGGACAUCUAUAACCUCUCCGUAACUGCUUGCACUGAGCGGGGCAGCAACAGAUCUGCACUUCAGCUUGUGAAAGUCGACCCAGCUCCUCCAAGAUCACUCUUUGCGGUGAAUAAAACCCAGACCUCUGUGACUCUCUUAUGGGUAGAAGAAGGAAUAGCUGAUUUCUUUGAGGUUUUUUGCCAGCAGAUUGGCUCAGAUCAUGAGACAAAGAUUCAGGAACCAGUUACCAUUUCUUCUCAUGUCGUGACAGUCUCCAGCCUUCGGCCUGCCACUUCCUACAACUGCAGCGUUACAAGUUUCAGUCAUAACAGCCCCAGUGUCCCCACCUAUAUUUCAGUUUCCACUAUGGUUGUGGAGAUGAACCCUAAUGUGGUGGUCAUUUCUAUUCUCGCCAUUCUGAGCAUUCUUCUGAUAGGGCUCUUGCUUGUAACACUGGUCGUUCUUCGGAGAAAACAUCUACAAAUGGCCAGGGAAUGUGGAGCAGGAACAUUUGUGAAUUUUGCUUCAUUGGAAAGAGAUGGGAAACUUCCGUACAACUGGCGUAGGAGUGUCUUUGCUUUCCUAACUCUGUUACCCUCCUGCCUUUGGACUGAUUAUCUCUUGGCAUUUUAUAUUAACCCUUGGAGUAAAAAUGGAUUGAAGAAGAAAAGGCUGACCAACCCUGUCCAGCUGGAUGAUUUUGACAGCUACGUCAAGGAUAUGGCCAAAGAUUCUGAUUACAAAUUCUCUCUGCAAUUUGAGGAACUGAAACUGAUUGGGCUGGAAACCCCACAUUUUGCGGCGGAUCUUCCCAUGAAUCGCAGCAAAAACCGCUACACAAAUAUUCUGCCUUAUGACUUCAGCCGUGUUCAGUUGGUUUCAAUGAAUGAAGAAGAAGGCUCUGAUUAUAUUAAUGCCAACUACAUUCCUGGUUAUAACUCUCCACAAGAGUAUAUUGCAACACAAGGACCACUCCCUGAGACAAGGAAUGACUUUUGGAAGAUGGUUCUCCAGCAGAAGUCACAAAUCAUUGUUAUGCUUACUCAGUGCAAUGAGAAGAGAAGGGUAAAAUGUGACCAUUAUUGGCCUUUUGGGGAAGAGCCAGUUCUUUAUGGAGACAUCACAGUGGAGAUGCUUUCAGAAGAAGAACAAGCUGACUGGAUGUACAGGAACUUCAGAAUCAGCUAUGCAGAUGAAGUGCAGGAUGUGAUGCAUUUUAAUUACACCUCUUGGCCUGACCAUGGUGUUCCUCCCACCAACGCAGCGGAAAGCAUUUUGCACUUUGUACAUAUGGUCAGGCAGCAGGCAACGAAAAGCAAGGGGCCCAUGAUUGUACACUGCAGUGCUGGUGUAGGACGAACUGGGACCUUCAUAGCAUUAGACCGGCUUUUACAGCACAUUCGUGAUCAUGAAUUUGUAGAUAUAUUGGGAAUGGUAUCCGAUAUGAGGUCUUAUCGGAUGUCCAUGGUUCAGACAGAGGAACAAUACAUUUUUAUUCACCAAUGUGUGCAACUGAUGUGGCUAAAGAAGAAACAGCAGUUUUGCAUUAGCGAUGUCAUAUAUGAGAAUGUCAGCAAGUCAUAAUUCCAGGUCACAGGUGAUGAAGCUGUGAAAUGCAUCCAUCUUCCUUGGCUUCAGAUUUUAAUUCUCUCCCCCUUCUUUUUUUUAUUUUUGUUAACUGCUUUCCGAUUUGCCAUGGAUAAGAGCUGCUUUGCAGUACAUGGACAAAUGAAAAAAAAAAGUAUAUUUUACAUCCAGAAGUUCUGGGGAAACAUAGCCUUAAGGAACCUGCAGUGUCUUGUUUGGACUCUUGAUCAAUUUUUUUAAAGUUAAUAACUGGACCAAACUCAACUCGGGGUGGCAUCUCAAAGGGACAAUCUAAUCACGUGCAUAAAUGUAAUGUGCUCUGGAUCAUUUUAUGUUGUUUCUGAAACAAAUUUGUUUAAUAUUUUUUUUUAAUUUAAUGCACAGGUUAAACUUAAAGGUUACCGAAUGUGCAAUAUUCCAGAUUCAGUCCAAACUGCUGCGGGCUUUCUCCAUGUACAUCUAUGGAGCAACACGGACUCUAUCAAACACAGGAACAGACAGGGUUAGCAUUGAGAUAAUAACUCAUUAGCAAGGAAGGAAGAUUGUAGAAGCUAGAAGAUAAGCUGAAACGUUGCCACUGACACAGCAUCCUUGGCAGGACUCUCCAGCGAGGAGAAUCAAGACUAGCCUGAUCCAAAUCUAGAAGUUGAAGGAACUGAUUUCAGCAUGAACUGCAACUUCUUAAAGUGUCAAAGGUCCCAGUUUCACAGAGAUUUGGGCACCCUGAAUCAAAGUGUUCUUUUGCCUAUACAGCCAAGUGGAGAGAGAAAUUCCUGUGCACUUAGAUUCAGAGUGGAACUAUGGAUAGGCACAAUGUGCUACUAGGUAGGAUUCACUUGAGGGAUGAGCACCAGGGGUGUACUGAUUUUUAAUUGUGGGGACCCAUCUUUGCUGCAUAGACAUUUUCCAUUUGUUUGGUUCUGUUCACUUCUGUGUAAAAAAUAAUAAUAAUAAGAUGCUUGUCAUUUGGGGUAGAGAGAUAAGGUGCCAUGCCGGAUGCAACUUGAUGGUGCCAACAGGCUGAAAAAUGUCAAAAGAUACAAGGGUUUCUUUUGGCGUGCUUGGUGCAUGCAAAUGAUUGCUUCAUUCAACAGUUACUACCAAGUGCCAGGCUUCCGUUUAUUGCAAGGCAUACAUUUUCUCCUGGAAAAGUUAGUGUGACUAGCUCUGGGGUCCGCUCUCCCCUUUUCUUUGGUUUUUUUGUAUCAAUUCCAUGUGUCGUUUUGUUGUGCUAUACGAGUGCUAUCAGCGAAGGCAUUGGUGGUGUUUUUGAUGUGACCUUCCGCUUUCUGCUCUUUGGUUUAACUUCCAUUUCAUUGAAAACUUCUGAAACAAGUACUGAAUCGACAGGAAAGAACAUUAAAUAUGCCAAGAAAGGA